Messenger RNA from Candoia aspera, 1712 nucleotides. It is a transcript of the gene MESD, whose product is annotated as mesoderm development LRP chaperone. Gene Ontology annotation, molecular function: low-density lipoprotein particle receptor binding. Gene Ontology annotation, biological process: protein folding. The record is from RefSeq and is a predicted model, not a curated record. Bases 59 to 712 code for a protein of 217 amino acids. The transcript has 3 exons. Lineage: Eukaryota; Metazoa; Chordata; Lepidosauria; Squamata; Candoiidae.
UCCUCGCCGGUCGGGCGAAUCCCUGGCUUCCUGCUCCGCUUCCGAGCGGCAAGAGAAGAUGGCGGCUGCCCGCUGCUGGCUGUGCCUGGCGUUGGUGCUCUGCGUCUGGCUGGUGGCUGCGGAGGAGCCGAAGAAAAGCCCCGACAAGCCGGCGAGGAAGAAGAAAGACAUUCGGGACUACAACGAUGCCGACAUGGCGCGGCUGCUGGAGCAGUGGGAGAAGGAUGAUGAUAUCGAAGAAGGAGAUCUUCCUGAGCACAAGCGUCCAUCUGCACCAAUAGACUUCUCCAAGAUUGACCCAGGCAAGCCUGAGAGCAUCUUGAAAAUGACCAAAAAGGGGAAAACUCUCAUGAUGUUUGUCACUGUUUCAGGAGAGCCAACUGAGAAGGAGACGGAGCAAAUUACAAAUCUGUGGCAAGGAAGCCUUUUCAAUGCCAAUUACGAUGUACAGAGGUUCAUUGUUGGUUCAAACCGUGCCAUCUUUAUGUUGCGUGAUGGAAGCUAUGCCUGGGAGAUCAAAGACUUUCUGGUAAAGCAAGAGAGAUGUGCAGAUGUCACUUUGGAAGGUCAAGUGUACCCUGGUAAAGGAGCCACACAGGAAGAAAAAAAUAAAUUGAAGCCUGGAAAAUCUUCCAAGAAAAGAGAUGCAGAUGUGAAACCUGGAACUGUUACAGACAGCAACCGUGCAAGCAGAGGAAGAGAAGAACUCUGACAAAUGAUGUGGACUGAAAUACUGUAAAAGAGGGCAGAAAGCGGUUUGGCAGUGGGGUUGGUUUUACAAGUUUCAAAGUUAUGUUGGUUAAGGAAGCAGUUUACUUAUUAAUGAGAGGCAUUCCUUUAGAAACAGAGUCAAUGGUUAAUGGCUGAGAGUUGCUUACAUUCCACUGUUAAGCCUGGACGCCUUGCCAUUUAGUAUUAUGAACUUUGUCCAGCGGAUGAGAAGGGUGGUCAGGCGGGUCUCCAGUUGGAGUGCUGACUUCCAAAGCAGGUAGCAUUGCAGACGACUCAAAAUAAUAGGUAGAAGGAGAAGCAACACUUAGAGUGCUUCUGAUUUUUCAAUAUUUUGAUUAAUCCAAAUUAACAAUACAUUUUCAGUCAUUGGUCUUAAAAUCAGUAGCUUGAGAUUGCCACUGAUUAUACCAGAACAGAUUCACAGAGACGGUUUUUAUCUAUGUUGAUUUGUCUUUAACAUGCUGGUCAUCCAGUGUUUCCUAUUGAAAUGGAAAUAAAACUUUGUUACUUAGCUAAUCAGGCUAGGGGAUUGCCACACUAAACAAUCAGUUCGUCUACUCUGUCAUUCAUUGAAGUAGGAUAAACUGGGAUGAAAGAAGAAGCACCACAGAUGCAGUUCAAUUAAUUGCAAAAACAAGAUGUGUGAGAAUAUAACCAAAUGGUUUUUCUGUGGUAAACACAUCCAUGUGAGUGGAUAUAUGACAGGCGGUGUUGAUUUCUUCCAAAAUGUUAACUGAAAAAAGCAAAGUUCAGUUCAACUUUGUGGCCAUUGUAUUGAAUUUCAUUAGUUGUUACUAUCUUGUAUUCAGCUGAAUGGACUGUUGAGUGUUUGUGGUGCCAUGGAAAAUGUGCAGUACUAAAAACAGCCAUGGCAGAUUUUUUUUUAAAGGAUUUUUUUAAAAGAUAACUGAGGAAAAGUUGCUGUUACUGUGAAUGCUUCCUCCAAAACUUCAAUAAAUUUCUAUACUUUUUUCAGAACA